GGCGUUUUAUACGAAGUCACAAACCACGAUCAUUCAUCACUGUAAGAGCAGAGAAAAGAGUGAAAAAUGGAAGGAGAAAUACGCAACUUCAUCAUGGUAUGGAUGUCUGUGGUGGCAUCACUGUGCUACUGUCACACCAUCGGUAAGAUUAUCAAACACGGUCCAACAAGACUCUUGGCUAUCCUUCCAGUGAUGUUCCUCUUCCUAGUUCUUCCUUUCAGUCUCACAAGCGUUUUCCUAGUAGGCCCCACAUCUUUCUUCGUCUCUUGGCUCGCCACAUUCAAGCUCCUCCUCUUCUCCUUCGGUAAAGGCCCUCUUUCGUCCUACCCACCUCUCUCUCUGCCACGUUUCAUCCCCAUAGCUUGCUUCCCCAUCAAAAUCACCCAACACCACCCAUCACCAGAUCAUCACCCAAAACGACACAAAUCGCCUCUCAAUUAUGCCAUAAAGCUUCUCAUAUAUUCUACGAACUUACUAGCUUACAAAAAGAGGGAAUUUCUUCACCCAAAAGUUUUCAUGUUCUUGUUCUCCAUAUACACUUACAUAAUCUUUGAAGCCAUCUUAGCCUUGAUCGGCUCGUUGGCUCGAGCCGCGCUUGGAGUCGAGCUUGAGCCACAGUUCAACGAGCCCUACCUCUCCACAUCGCUUCAAGACUUCUGGGGAAGAAGGUGGAAUCUCAUGGCGAGUAACAUCCUACGGCCGACAGUUUACGAUCCCGUGAGAUCGUUUUCCAUCCGCUGGAUUGGUAAAAUGUGGGCCCCUCUGCCAGCUAUAGUGGCAGCGUUUUUCGUGUCUGGCAUGAUGCACGAGCUGAUCUUCUUUUACUUGGGAAGGUCCAAGCCCACGUGGGACCUCACGUGCUUUUUCUUGAUUCACGGCGUCUGUUUGGCCGUCGAAGUCGCCGUUAAGAAGGCGGUUAAGGGAAAGGGGCGGCUCCCGCCGUUAGUCUCGGGGGUGCUGGCGAUGUCGUUUGUGAUGGUCACUGGUUCCUGGCUGUUCUGGCCUGCGGUAAGGAGGUGCGGUGCGGAUGAGAGGGGACACAGAGAACUUCUUGCUGCUAUUGAGUUCGUCAAAAAUCUUGGUACGACUACUUUUGGUUUCGUUAAGGAUUGAUUAUUGCCUUCACUUAAUUUUUUAUUUUUUUUUGGCAAAUGUAAUUAUUUUAAUAAUUUUUUUUAAUGAAAGUGACUUCACAAGUUUGG
This is a messenger RNA of Morus notabilis, 1202 nucleotides long. Its product is annotated as probable long-chain-alcohol O-fatty-acyltransferase 5. Bases 67 to 1113 code for a protein of 348 amino acids. The record is from RefSeq and is a predicted model, not a curated record. The transcript has a single exon. Lineage: Eukaryota; Viridiplantae; Streptophyta; Magnoliopsida; Rosales; Moraceae. Gene Ontology annotation, biological process: lipid metabolic process.